ACCUUUUCAAUUUCGAUGUCCCCUGACCCUACAUCAACAUGGUUCUCCAUUUCAAAACUCCCUGCAUCAAAACAUGGAGACAAGGCAGGGCCCCAUUCAUACAUCACUUCAAUCAAAUCAGCUCUCCUCUCUCUCUCAAAACCCCUCUCCCUUCUUCUUCUUCUUCCAGCCCCCCCACCCCACCAACUCCAUGAGAAGAAGAGAGAGCAGCAGAAACCAGCUCCUAAAAUGUCACUGCUCCUCACCUCGCUCUCCCUCCUCCUCUCCCUCCCCUUCAUCCCCAGCUCUCUACAGUCCAUGGUCAUGGACCCCUCGGAGAGAGAAACCCUGUUCAAGGUAAUGGAGUCCAUGUCCUCUGACAGGGACUGGAGGUCCUCAAACCCUGAGCCCUGCAAGCCUGGCUCCUCGUGGCCUGGGCUCGAGUGCAAGCGUCUUGAAGACAACCACCUCCACGUCACCAGGCUCGACUUCGGCAGCUCCCCAAACCCCGGCUGCAAGAAAACCGCAGCCUUUCCCGCUCAAAUCUUCAACCUGCCUCACCUCCAAUCCCUCUUCUUCUUCAACUGCUUCAGGUUCACCAAGACCACCCUCUCCGCUCCCUCAAAGCCCUCCUCUGCUCUUCAGCAGCUGAGCCUGAAAUCAAACCCCGCUCUUGUGGGCCCAAUCCCACCUCAAAUCUCUUUGCUGGCCUCUCUCCAGGUCCUCACUCUCUCUCAGAACAGGCUCUACGGCAAAAUCCCCGAGUCCAUCUCCUUGCUGGCCUCUCUCGUUCACUUGGACCUCAGCUACAACUCACUGGCUGGUCAAAUUCCGGCAAAACUCAGUGAGCUCAAGAGCCUCGCAGGCCUUGAUUUGAGCUACAACUCGCUCUCCGGGCCAAUUCCACAAUCAAUCGGGAAAAUGGGCCUCCUCCAGAAACUGGACCUGAGCUCCAACUCAUUGACCGGUGCAAUCCCGGAGAGCUUAGGCAAUUUGAGCUUACUAAACUUUUUGGCUCUCAGCAACAACAAGCUUAGUGGGGUUUUCCCUAAAGGACUACCAAACCUCAGGAGCCUUCAGUACUUCCUAAUGGACGACAAUCCCAUGUUCGUUCCUCUGCCAUUUCAGCUAGGGAGGCUGGUGAAGCUCCAAGAGCUUAGGCUGGCUAAUUCAGGCUACACCGGCCCGAUACCGGGGAGCUUUGGUUGGUUGACGAACCUAACUACAUUGUCUUUGGAGAACAACAGGCUUACUGGAGAGAUACCAAGAGGGCUGAGUGAGCUUGGGAGGAUGUAUCAUCUGAAUCUGAGCAGGAAUUUGCUCGGCGGAGUUGUUCCUUUUGGCUCUAGCUUUAUAACGAGGCUCGGGAGAAACUUGGACCUGAGCGGGAACCCUGGGCUCUGUGUUGACGGGUCUCAGAGACUUGAAGGGGUUAAGGUUGGUGUUGGUGUUUGCGGAGCUAACAACGCGAGUGGUCCUUCAGCGCACCAGACUUCUUCGGCUAGUUCCUCUUCGAGUGGAGCUGCAGCAUUAUCCCUCCACCGUAAUUUCUACCGUUUGUUGUUAAUCUUUUGGCUGCGGUUCCCUAUUUUAUCAUCGUCUCUGUUUAUGUAAUUCUUUAUUGUAGUAGAUCGAAUUCUCUCCUCCUCUCCUCGAGUUGCAGCUUUUUAACAAAUCAGGGUAGCUGUAUGUUUUCAUCGAUCUGGAUUUGGUUUGAACUUGAUAUGGGAUUUUGUGGGGGAUCGACGUUGUUUGAUGAGGGAUUUGUUUGCUAAAUUGAGAGGAUGAUAUUGGAGUUUUUUGCUUCA
Molecule: messenger RNA, 1787 nt
Organism: Asparagus officinalis (garden asparagus)
Lineage: Eukaryota; Viridiplantae; Streptophyta; Magnoliopsida; Asparagales; Asparagaceae
Product: protein TOO MANY MOUTHS-like
Exons: 1
Coding region: 16-1593 (525 amino acids)
Molecular function (GO): protein binding
Source: RefSeq, a predicted model, not a curated record